CAGAGCACAGAGCACAGAGGCAUGGAUUCCGACGCUCAUCCAGCUUCAAUCUCGCGGCGCGCCACUUCUAACCGGCGGAACUUUGCCGUCGCCUUACGAUUCACGGCGUCUGUCCGAUCAGUUAUGCGUUUCCUUGGCUGUUGAUACAAAAUUUCAGUACAGGUUGCUUUUCGUAGAAGACAAAAUCGAGUGGGGAGGGGUAAAGAAUGGGGCAUUUGUCAUCAAUGUUCAAUGGAUUGGCAAGUUCAUUUUCAAUCAAGAGAAGGAAGAAAUCAAAAACCGAAGUAGAGAACUCUGAUGGAAGAUCAACAGUAGAAGCUAUGGCAAGAGAUUCAAAGAAGAACAACUUGAUAUUGAAAACAUCAGGCGUUGUAAAUGCUGUCGGAUCCAACAAUUUUGCUUCUGUUUUCACAAAGAGAGGCGAGAAGGGCGUGAGCCAAGACUGCUGCAUCGUUUGGGAGGAAUUCGGAUGCCAAAAGGACAUGAUGUUCUGUGGGAUAUUCGACGGUCAUGGUCCAUGGGGCCAUUUUGUGGCGAAGAAUGUUCGAGAGUCCAUGCCUGCAUCUCUUCUCCACAACUGGCAGGAGACACUGGUAGCAGCUACACUCGAUCCCAGCAUCGAAUUCACAGAUAAGCAGAGCCAUGGAUUCAACAUAUGGAAGCAUUCAUAUCUCAAGACAUGUGCCUCAGUCGAUCAAGAGCUGGAACAGCAUCGAAGGAUCGAUACAUUCUACAGCGGAACAACAGCCUUGACAGUUGUUAGGCAGGGAGAGUUUAUUUUCAUAGCGAAUGUCGGCGACUCGCGGGCCGUGUUGGCCACCGUUGGUGACGAUGACGAUAACUUGGUCGCGGUCCAGCUUACCGUCGAUUUCAAGCCCAAUCUACCUCAGGAAGCCGAGAGAAUAAUCCGUUGCAACGGACGCCUACAUUGUCUGGAAGACGAGCCCGGCGUUCAUCGAGUAUGGCUGCCGCACGAGGACUCUCCCGGGCUAGCUAUGUCGCGCGCCUUCGGGGACUUUUGCGUGAAGGAUUUCGGGCUCAUUUCGGUCCCUGAAGUCGUGCAGCGACGUAUAACUUGUAAAGACCAGUUCGUCAUGCUGGCGACAGACGGGGUUUGGGACGUGGUUUCGAAUGAAGAAGCUGUAGGGAUUGUCGCUGGGGCUCCUGACCGGGGGAAGUCGGCGAGGCUGGUGGUGGAGCGGGCGGCGCGGGCGUGGCGGAGGAAGAGGAAGAGCAUAGCUAUGGAUGAUAUAUCAGCCAUUGUUGUGUUCUUCCAUUCUUCUGAUUCAGCUGUUAUGGUUGGCGAAGGUCACCUUGUCGCUUCACUAAGGCUUUAUGUAAAACGGCGCGUAGAGUGCAGCGGCAAUUUGAUUCAGUUUCUCGAGAGAAUUCCAUCAAUGGCGACCACAAAUCUGGACUCCUUGCCGGAGGAGUGCCUGGCGCAGCUCAUAUCCUUCACUUCUCCGCGCGACGCCUGCCGCUCCUCGCUCGUUUCAGUGUUUUUCCGUCGCGCAACGGAUUCCGAUCUCGCCUGGGAGAAAUUUCUGCCGUCCGAUUACGAAGAAAUUAUCGCGACGGCGGUUUCUCCUGUGGAAUUCUCCUCUAAGAAGGAUUUGUUCCUCAAGCUUUCGGCGGUUCCUCUUCUAAUCGACGCCGGUAAAAAGGCAUUUUGGAUAGAGAGAGUGACAUACAAAAAAUGCUACAUGUUGAGCGCCAGAGACCUCUCCAUUGCCUGGUCUUCCAAUUCUCUCUUCUGGUGCUGGAAAUCCUUCGCCAAUUCCAGAUUUCCCCAAGUAGCAGAGCUAAUAAUGGUAUGGUGUCUACAAAUCAGUUGCAGAUUCAACACAAAAUUGCUAUCUCCAAACACUAUCUACACCGCAAACCUCAUUUUUCGGUUAGAAAAUCGCGCUUUCGGCUUGGACGCUGCGCCGCUUGAAGUCGAAAUCCGAUUUGGUAGUUACAGAACGCGACGCACAAUUUCAAUAACCGAAAAGCACUGCCAAGGAAGAGACGCCGUCGCGAGAGGCGAUGGAUGGAUGGAGCUGAAAUUGGGAGAAUUUUUCGUCAAUGGUAACGAAGAUGAUACCCAAGUGAAAAUGGAGCUGAAAGAAAUUGAAGGUACGCAUCUCAAAGGCGGAAUUGUUCUGCAAGGAAUUGAACUUAGGCCUAAUGCUCCAAUCCAAUAGCAUAAUGGGCCUAUUCGUUUUGCCCUGCUUAAGCCCAUUAAGAAUGCAUACAUUAGUUUUGGGCAAAACCAAAAUAUGAUCUGUAUAUACCAAUACUAAAGUGAAAUCUCUAAACAACAUUGAGGCAAAAUAUUAAUAUCA
Molecule: messenger RNA, 2327 nt
Organism: Andrographis paniculata
Lineage: Eukaryota; Viridiplantae; Streptophyta; Magnoliopsida; Lamiales; Acanthaceae
Product: probable protein phosphatase 2C 34
Exons: 9
Coding region: 207-2186 (659 amino acids)
Molecular function (GO): protein binding
Source: RefSeq, a predicted model, not a curated record